Messenger RNA from Cataglyphis hispanica, 487 nucleotides. RefSeq lists its product as uncharacterized. The coding region runs from base 20 to 325 and encodes 101 amino acids. The record is from RefSeq and is a predicted model, not a curated record. Lineage: Eukaryota; Metazoa; Arthropoda; Insecta; Hymenoptera; Formicidae. The transcript has 2 exons.
GCGCGAUCAAAUAUGCAGGAUGUCGACCCGACGAAGGACGCUAUGCGAAGAUGAGCCUUCUUGGCAACGUAGAGCGUAUGAGCGUCAUCGUUCUAGAGUAAAAACAGCCAAACCGACCGUAGACGUGAAACCUCCGGAGGGCAGACCUCACGUCUCAUUCAAUGCGAAAAGAUUGCAAUUGGAGCGAGAACGCCAAGCGCGUAUUCUCAGGGACAAUUUUAUCUUAUUGAAAAAACUUCGCGAAAUCAUGCACCGGAAGCGACAGAUCGCGGAGGACACUCAGCGAGUUCAGUGGCAGGAAUCUAGAUGCGUGAGGACUCGUUAGAGAGACAAGACAUCGACGAAAAAUAAUUUUGUUUUCUCGAUUAUUAUAUUCGUGAUUUAUAUAUAUUCUUAUAUUUUUUGUGUAUCUUAUUUGCGAUGUAAAAAUGUGCAAAUACAAUUAUCUGUUCGAUUUUAAUCAAUCUUGUAUCUAUAACAGGUUUUU